GCAUCCAUAUCAUAAAGGCGGGACGUAACCACUAAAAGAAAGUUGGCAGACGCCAAUCUUGCGCAGCACUCGCUCCUGAUUGGUCCGCCGUUAUGAAUGAGGACAUGUCCAGUUAGCCAGAACGCAGCAAUUGGUGGAUAACGAACCUGGCAAGCUAGCCAAGCCAAGCCAGCCAGCCCGUUUGGACUGGGUCUGCGUUGAGGGAUUUGAACAGGUUUCGUCGCCCAAGAGGACAGCAAAGCCGGAUGCUGUGACUACCAUGAGUCCCGCAGGCUGCCCCCAUGUCAACAGCUUCAAAGUGGACAACUGGAAGCAGAACCUGAGGGUUAUUUAUCAGUGUUUCGUAUGGAGCGGCUCAGCCGAGACCAGAAAACGCAAGGCCAAGUCAUGUAUCUGCCACAUGUGCGGCGCCCACCUCAACAGACUCCACUCCUGCCUCUACUGCGUCUUCUUCGCCUGCUUUGCCAAAAAACACAUCCACGAACAUGCCAAGAGCAAAAGGCAUAAUCUAGCUAUUGACCUGCUGUACGGGGGAAUUUACUGCUUCAUGUGCCAAGACUACAUUUACGACAAAGACAUGGAACAGAUUGCCAAAGAGGAACAAAGGAAAGCCUGGAAAAUGCAAGGCAUAGGGGAGAAGUACUCGACGUGGGAGCCCACCAAGCGGGAGCUGGAGCUGCUCCGCCACAACCCCAAGAGGAGGAGAAUCACCUCCAACUGUACAAUUGGCCUGCGCGGUCUGAUAAACCUGGGCAACACGUGUUUCAUGAACUGCAUCGUCCAAGCGCUGACGCACACCCCGCUGUUGCGUGACUUCUUCCUGUCUGACCGACACAAAUGCGAGAUGCAGAGCAACUCCUGCUUGGUGUGUGAGAUGUCGCAACUCUUCCAGGAGUUCUACUCAGGCCAUCGCUCGCCACACAUCCCGUUCCGCCUCCUCCACCUGGUGUGGACUCACGCCCGUCACCUGGCCGGCUACGAGCAGCAAGACGCCCACGAGUUCCUCAUCGCAGCGUUGGAUGUCCUGCACAGACACUGCAAAGAUGACAACGGGAAGAAAGCCAACAACCCGAACCACUGUAACUGCAUCAUCGACCAAAUCUUCACAGGGGGCCUGCAGUCUGACGUCACCUGUCAAGUCUGCCAUGGUGUCUCAACGACCAUAGACCCGUUCUGGGACAUCAGCCUGGACCUUCCAGGCUCCUCCACCCCCUUCUGGCCCCUCAGCCCUGGAGGAGAUGGCUCAGCACUUAACGGAGAGAGUCACACCACUGGAGCCACAACGCUCACAGACUGCCUGCGCAGGUUCACCAGACCAGAGCACCUUGGCAGCAGCGCUAAGAUCAAGUGCAGUGGUUGCCAUAGUUACCAGGAGUCCACCAAGCAGCUGACCAUGAAGAAGCUGCCCAUCGUGGCCUGCUUUCACCUCAAAAGGUUUGAGCAUUCAGCCAAACUACGGAGGAAGAUCACAACUUAUGUCUCCUUCCCUUUGGAGCUGGACAUGACCCCCUUCAUGGCCUCCAGUAAAGAGAGCAGGAUGAAUGGACAGUACCAGCAGACCGUGGACCCGUUCAACAAUGAUAACAAGUACAGCCUGUUUGCGGUGGUAAACCACCAGGGGACACUAGAGAGUGGUCAUUACACCACCUUCAUCCGGCAGCACAAGGACCAGUGGUUCAAAUGUGACGAUGCCAUCAUCACAAAGGCCAGCAUCAAGGAUGUCCUGGACAGUGAAGGGUACCUUUUGUUUUAUCACAAACAGUUCCUGGAGUACGAAUAGUCCCCCACCCCAUCCCUCACCCAUCAGCACAGCCGCAGGAGGAGAUGAGGGGAUGAUGUAAGGAUUAUGUGCAUGGGAAAAGGUAACGAAGUGAUGAGAGAGAGAGAGGCAAAGAAGCAGAACACACAAGUCUCACCUCUCUCUAACACACAACCACCCUUACAACAUACUAAUAUAAUUCCACAGAACGAACUGUCUGUUGUGCAGGAGAGUGCAAAAAAAAUGCAAGAACCUUCAACAAAAUGCAAGACAGUUAGAAAGGGAGAUUUGUAUAAGCCCUGAAGGAAUAUUGCAUAUUUGCAAAAUCUUUUCACUGGAAUUCAGGGCAUACAGAAGAAAGCAAUUGUGAUACAUAUAAUCUGCUAUAAGUACAUUCGCCAAACCAGGCUGCACUUGAAGGUAAUAACUGAAUUGUGGACAGCGUAGUGUCGUAUCCCCUCCUUGCUUUCUCUUUUUCAGACACAAGACAGAAGGGCAGUUUUUUUUUUUGUUUUUUUUAAAACCUUAGUUUAUCUGGGGACAGUUUACUUGAUCACAUAUGCUGUUCUUCACCAACGGCCUGCUUCAUGCUCGCACAGCUGCAAACAUUAACACCAUGAGAGGUUAAAAAGUGGAGCUGCAGCCUCUCGCUGCUUUCGUGAGGGAAGUGAACAUUUGAAUUCACUUUACCCAAAACUGGCAACUUUCUGGACACCAGCACACUCGUCUACCACGUACACGCACGCCCCAAAAUGACCAAAUAUUUCAAGGAUGGAAUUUGUCUUAUUAUGCAUUUUUUUGCCCAGAAUGCAAAGAGUGAGGGGGAGAAAAAAAAAAAUCACCAGACAAAAUGGUAUUAUGAACAUUGUAUAGAGAGACUGUUUAUUCUAUUCACUUACUUGUGAGUUUGUUGUCAGUCAAAAACUUUUAAAAGACUUCGGAUAUGUUUUCUUUAACGCAAAGGAUUGUGGAUCUGUUAUUUUCUGCAUCUAUCGCUGCUUCCAACAGUCACAGGGGAAAAAUUACACAGUGAAUAUUAUAUUUUUAUACAUACUGUAAUUAAAAUGUUUGUUUACGGUUUGCAUUCUCCCUAAACUCUCACAUUGUUUGUCUGUGUUACAUUGUACUGUCAAUCAUGCUUCUUUUUUUUUUUUUU
Molecule: messenger RNA, 2915 nt
Organism: Thunnus maccoyii (southern bluefin tuna)
Lineage: Eukaryota; Metazoa; Chordata; Actinopteri; Scombriformes; Scombridae
Gene: usp22
Product: ubiquitin specific peptidase 22
Exons: 14
Coding region: 260-1780 (506 amino acids)
Biological process (GO): protein deubiquitination
Molecular function (GO): zinc ion binding; cysteine-type deubiquitinase activity
Source: RefSeq, a predicted model, not a curated record